GUUGCAGUAGACAUUUCUUUCUCCUCACCCUUUGAGCUUCACCCCCGCAGCAAUACACUCUGUCCAGUAUCUCUUAUGUCCAUGAGAGCAACUAAUAAAAUUUUGCUUUGACGGAUUCGAAGCGAAAAUAGUAUUAAAUAGAACGAAUUAAGGAUCUGUUCUUUUCAGCUGCACUGCUACACUAGUGGAAUAAGUUAGAAAGAGACAAACAUACUUUCUUUAACUCUAACUAAUUGCACUAGUACAGUAGUGCAGCUGAAAAGAACAAACUCUAAUUCAACGUUCAUACCAUUUCUAACCUAAAAAUGACAGCCACGAGUGUGGAGUGUGGCGAUUUUUUAGAAUUUCAGGAUACAUUAAAAAAAAUGCGAUUGUUAGAUGACAAAAUAAUUUACACAUUGAACACUGCAAUUCCUACUGAAUCCUUCAAAGGUCAAGUGGAUUCUAUUGAGCAAUGUAAAGAUUUAUUCCAACAAAUAAAAUCCAUACAUUUACAAAGAGAACAAGCAAUUACAAAGUGUUUGAAUGUUACUAAAGGAAGAGUAAUGCAAUUAAAAAAUUUGAGAGACAAUGGUGAUGAAAGACCAACAUUAAUAAAAAAUUUGAGAAAUGAACAAACUACAUUGAGACUAUUACAAGCUGAGCUUAAUAUAGAAGAAGUUCUAAAAAGACGUACAGUACAAGUUUAUUAUGAAAGAUGCCGUGGAUUUUAUAAACCAUCACAUGUCAACACAGAAGUAAUAAAUAAAUAAAAUUGAUAGUAUAUUGAUAUAUGGUUAUGUA
This is a messenger RNA of Camponotus floridanus (Florida carpenter ant), 783 nucleotides long. It is a transcript of the gene Ccdc58, whose product is annotated as coiled-coil domain-containing protein 58. The transcript is spliced from 2 exons. NCBI's taxonomy places the organism in Eukaryota, Metazoa, Arthropoda, Insecta, Hymenoptera, Formicidae. Gene Ontology annotation, cellular component: mitochondrial intermembrane space; mitochondrion. The record is from RefSeq and is a predicted model, not a curated record. Bases 306 to 752 code for a protein of 148 amino acids.